AACGCUGUUGACUAAUCCCGUUUUGUUAUUUUUUGUGAAAGGUUUUUUCAGUUUUAAUAAAACAAAACAGCUUUAAAUAUGACAUUACCGGAAUUUUUCGGCUGUUCCUUAAUAGCCUUUGGUCCCCCUUUUUCUUUGUUUGUAUUUACCAUUGCAAAGAAUCCAAUUCGAGUAAUUAUACUGGUGGUGGCUGCCUUCUUCUGGCUGCUCUCCCUGGUGGCGUCCUCUUUGCUGUGGUAUUCUGUGGUGCCUUUAAGGAGUGUGCUGGCAUUUGGAACCGUAUUUUCAGUUUUAUUUCAAGAGUAUUUUCGUUAUUUGCUCUAUUUGUUGCUGAGAAAAUUUGAAGAAGGCCUUGAAGCUGUGGCCGAUGACAGAAGGUUAAUAGAAAACAAACACAUACUGGCGUAUGUGUCUGGUUUUGGAUUUGGUAUAAUUUCAGCUAUGUUUGCCCUGGUGAAUGUUUUGGCAGAUUUGACUGGACCCGGAACAUUGGGUUUAAAUGGAGGAACCGAAAGUUUCUUCAUGGUUUCUGCGGCCCAGGCUCUGUCAAUAUGUUUACUUCACGUCUUCUGGAGUGUGAUAUUCUUUAAUGCAUUCGAUACCACAAACUAUAUACACGUUUCGUAUGUGGUGGGCUCCCACUUAUUUGUUAGCCUUAUAACAUUACUUAAUGCUCAACAACUUUAUGCCGUUUCCUUAUCUAUCAAUUUAAUUGUAACUGUAAUUACCGCUGUUCUGGCAUAUCGCGUAGCUGGCGGUACUGGACGAUCAUUUAAACGUUUUGUAACAUGCCAAUAAACUUAACCUUAUAUACUCCAAUUUAGUCUUAGACACACAAAAAGACAUCAUUUAAUUGAUAAUUACUUGUAUUAAUCCUAGUAUACAUUUUAUUUAUACUUAAAAAAAUAAAACUUUCGAUAUAGA
Messenger RNA from Stomoxys calcitrans (stable fly), 924 nucleotides. RefSeq names its product gamma-secretase subunit Aph-1 (gene aph-1). The coding region runs from base 79 to 798 and encodes 239 amino acids. Gene Ontology annotation, molecular function: protein-macromolecule adaptor activity. Gene Ontology annotation, biological process: Notch receptor processing; Notch signaling pathway; protein processing. The record is from RefSeq and is a predicted model, not a curated record. Gene Ontology annotation, cellular component: membrane; gamma-secretase complex; endoplasmic reticulum. NCBI's taxonomy places the organism in Eukaryota, Metazoa, Arthropoda, Insecta, Diptera, Muscidae. The transcript is spliced from 2 exons.